This is a messenger RNA of Limulus polyphemus (Atlantic horseshoe crab), 669 nucleotides long. RefSeq lists its product as uncharacterized. The transcript has a single exon. Gene Ontology annotation, molecular function: acetyltransferase activity. The record is from RefSeq and is a predicted model, not a curated record. NCBI's taxonomy places the organism in Eukaryota, Metazoa, Arthropoda, Merostomata, Xiphosura, Limulidae. The coding region runs from base 1 to 669 and encodes 222 amino acids.
AUGAUGAUUAAACAAGGAGGAACGUGUUACAUUCUCAAUGUCUUUGUGAAAUAUUUGCUUCAAGCUUUGGGUUUUGACGUAUAUCAUGCUGCAUCGGCAUUCGGUUUCCCAAACAAUCAUAUUACUACAAUUGUUCGAAACUUAUCGUCAGAUGGCGCUAAACAUCUGGUGGAUUUCAACGGCUUCCCAUUGUUCAAAGCUAUCCCAUUAGAUUUCAAGGAAGAAUCACCGGUUUAUAGCAUGUCAUUUCUCACAUUUAAAUUUGUUCGCGAAGGAAAUUUAAUAAUACGAGUUCACAAAACUUUAGAACCUCAUUACCCUAAGAAUCUGCGCGAAUCAGAAGGUUGGGCUCACUAUUUUACUACAGAUCCUGAACCUCGAGAUUUUUCUUACUUUGAAGAAGACAUGACUAAAGUAUACACCGUGCCAGGAGUCAACUCUCCACUCUUAGAAAAUUUAAUGUUUUUGAGUUUUCCUGGACUCCAACUUUGCGGUAUAAAAAAUAAGUUUGAGCUCUCAGAAGGAGACAACCAUAAAAUUAAUUACAAACAAUUUUCAUCAAAGUCCGAAAUGGUCCAGUCAAUUAUUAACAAACAUCCACAAUUUCCUGAAGAUAAGAUCGUCUCAGCAAUUGACAGGAUACAUUUGAUCAGAUCUUUCUUACUUUGA